AUGACAUUUAAACCUGACAGCCAUAGUCUCAACAAUAACACCAACUUUUUCUGGAGUGAUUCGUAUCCAGAGGGUUAUGGGUUUGAACCUCAAGCUGUAUUUUGUGGCAUGAAGUUCGAUGUCAUGGACGACACUCAGCGUAUUGGUGAAGCCACAGUGUUCCGCAGUGAUAAUCCUCAAAUUGAGAAUCAACAAUGUAUUGUAAAAAGCACAAAUGGAGUAACAGUGACAAAGUACAUCCAUGUGGAUGUUACAUGUCAAGUGAUGUUGAAAAGUGAUAAAUCUGACAAUGAGUCUCAUUCUGUUCGUGUAUCUGGUACUGCAGUUGUAGUCAAAUACUCUAAGCAAAAUGAAGCUAAAUUGUUGUAUAUCGAUAAUGUGGGUCUUAGCUCUAAUCUUAACUUGGUGUUUAUGAAUCAAAAGUCUCAUCUUAUUUUUCAAGCUAAAUAA
Macrosiphum euphorbiae (potato aphid) is the source of this 450-nucleotide messenger RNA. The record is from the annotation of a GenBank genome assembly. Lineage: Eukaryota; Metazoa; Arthropoda; Insecta; Hemiptera; Aphididae.